Messenger RNA from Electrophorus electricus (electric eel), 1671 nucleotides. Its product is annotated as chemerin-like receptor 1. The record is from RefSeq and is a predicted model, not a curated record. Gene Ontology annotation, molecular function: G protein-coupled receptor activity; complement receptor activity. Gene Ontology annotation, biological process: inflammatory response; complement receptor mediated signaling pathway; phospholipase C-activating G protein-coupled receptor signaling pathway. Lineage: Eukaryota; Metazoa; Chordata; Actinopteri; Gymnotiformes; Gymnotidae. Gene Ontology annotation, cellular component: plasma membrane.
CAGGAUGUCAGUGUUCAGACAGCCCCGUGUUGCACAAGAGAGCCCUGCUUGACUCUUUAUAAAUGCUACGCAUACAGCUGUCAAGGGUCUCUGGUCACUGGCAAUCCAAAGCCACUGAUUCCAUGACAAGAGACUUCAGAUGAAUUAACCCUUUUGACAAUUGACUCAAUGGAUUUCACUUUGGAUUACUCCGAGUACGACAAUUACACAGUGGAUAAUUUUACAUAUGAGGAAGUAUCUUUUAGAGUACACCCAACAUGUUCUGAAGAAGUUCUGUGUAUUGCGUUGGUGGUCAUUAAUGUAGUCAUCUUCCUGCUGGGUAUUGUAGGGAAUGGCGUGGUGAUCUGGAUAGCCGGCUUCAAGAUGAAGAAGUCAAUCAACACAACCUGGUACUUCAGCCUGGCUGUGUCUGACUUCCUGUUCUGCUUCUUCCUUCCCUUCAACAUCUUCUACAUGGCCACGUCUGACUGGACCUUUGGAAUCUUUAUGUGCAAGUUCAUGUCCUUCAUCAUGUUCCUCAACAUGUUCAGCAGCAUCUUCCUCCUCGUCAUCAUCAGUGCGGACCGCUGCGUGGCGGUGAUGUUCCCCGUGUGGGCACAGAACAAGCGCACCAUAAGCAAGGCCUUGGUGAUGGUUAGUCUGGCAUGGGUCAUCUCUGCUGCCCUGAGCAUUCCAUCCAUAAUUUUUCGCGAUGUUCAGCAACAUCUGGGCACAAGCCGGUGCCUGAACAACUACAGCACUAGUCAAUACAGUCAUGAAACCAUCGCUAUAAGCCGGUUCCUUGUUGGAUUCCUCAUCCCGUUCCUGAUUAUCAUCACCUGCUAUUCCAUUAUCAUCUUCAAACUGAGAAGCAACCAGAUGGCAAGAUCCACCAAGCCGUUUAAGGUCAUGACAGCACUCAUUGUGACGUUUUUCCUGUGCUGGCUCCCAUACCACACGUUAGUGCUGAUGGAGCUGAACCAAAGCAUCCAUGCUGAGGUCAUCCCCAUCGUACUCAGAGCUGGCACCUUGAUUGCAUCAGCAAAUAGCUUCCUCAACCCAAUACUCUACGUGUUCAUGGGCAACGAUUUCAGGAGAAAGUUCAAGAGCUCACUGGUUUCAAAGAUGGAGAACGCAAUGGGAGAGGAGGGACGUACGCUGAGCCGCUACCUGUCACGCUCCAGCUCUAUGGAUGCCAGAACUUCCACUCACAUCUGACCCUCAGAUGGAGCUGUGCUAAAGAAAUACAUGCAGUUCCAGAACUAGAUUAAAGAAAUUAAUGCAGUUCUGGAUCUACCUAUUUUUGUUCCAGUUGGAAAAAAAAUGUGGUAAAUAAACUCUGGUUUUCUAAGUACUUGAACUGAAGGUAGGGAGUGAGACCUCUGUCUCUGAUUAUGCUCGAGUUCUGACCACUUUUCUUAUGGAUGCAAUUUAUGUCUAGUCUUGAUAAUAAUCUUGAUCAAGAACUAACAAAAAAUCAGCAAAUUUAAUCCAGCUCCAGAAUGGAUAUAAUUGAGUCAAAAAAAAAAAAGCACUUUCUGAUGCUCAGGCACAGUGUAAAUAUAUUUUGCACUGUGUGUAGUCAUGCUUUCAUUCUGCAGUUCCUGUAGAGUGUGUGAUGUGCAUGAUGAUCUGUCGUGAUUAAUGAAUUGUAGCAGUCUUGUUACAUAAUAAAUAUUAUUGUUUUACUUA